UAUAUAUAUUUAGCAAUCCCACCAUACGUUCCACCACACCAUCACAGACCAUAAUUGCAAUCCCACCAUAAUUGCUCUGAUCCUCACUCAUUUUUCUCUUUCAUUUCUAUUCAGUUCGGUACCCAUCAAUCGGAAAAGUUUUUCCGGCGGCAGAGUAACCACCGGAGUUUCUACGGAAGCACAUAUUGCAUUUCGCAUGCUCAUUAUGAUGUUUGAUUCUAAGUAUAUACUAUACUAAUCAUUUGGAUCCCUGAUUAUUCAGAAGAAAAUAUGUCAAAGGAACCUGCAGACGAAAGGUAUGACCUCGAAGCUCAGCAUGAACCUUUCCUUAUGUCUGAUGAGACUCCGAGUCCCAAUCCCAGUCCCAGUCCCACACAGAUUUUGGGAGUAAUCAGCCAGCUCAUCCGCUCAGCCCAUAUCUUCCUUGCUGCAGCUAACAUUGGUGGGAGGUCUCCAUCUUUCUCCAGAGUCUCAUCAUCAUCUCCAACUUACAGUCCUCUUGAUGGCAGCUAUGAUGCUAAAGAAGAACACUCUGAAAUUAUAAAGCUCGAGUGUUGCUUACCUGAACAAGCCUUGAACGUUGGCAGCGGUGGUGAGCUCCAACUUCCCCAACAUUCAAGAAUCACCGAGAUUGUAAAAGGGAAGAGAUUGCAAUCCCUUCAUGAUUUCGGAGGUGUGAGAGAAGUUGCGGAGGCACUAAACACUGACCUUGAUAAUGGAAUUUCUGGUGAUGAUGAAGAUAUUAUUCAACGCCAAACAAGAAAACUCUGCCAAAUUCAACCUCCUGCACUCACUUUCACUCACUUCCUUUUAGAAGCUACCAACAACUACACCAUUUUUCUCCUCUCAUUGGCUGCAAUAUUGUCCUUUGCGUUUGGGAUGAAGGAGGAAGGCCCAGAGAAUGGUUGGUUUGAUGGAGUUAUUGUAGCUAUCACUGUCGUUGUUCUCAUUAUUUUCACUUCCACGCAGAAAUACUGGGAAGCAAGAAGGUCUCGGAAGAAAGAGAAACAAAAACCGUCUCCCAAGGGAAAGGAAAUGGAAAUUGAAGUCAUCAGAGCGGGAGACAAAUCCCCGAUCCAUAUCUCGGAACUUGUGUGUGGUGACAUAGUAUACCUGAAAAGGGGGUCCCAAGUUCCUGCUGAUGGUUUGUUUGUAGAUGGUCAAGGGUUAGUAUUGGAUGAUGGGUUGAAGUCUUUCAUUAAUGACCAAAAUCCAUUUUUGUUUUAUGGUGCAAUGGUGAUCAAUGGCGAUGCUAGAAUGAUUGUGACUUCUGUUGGAGAGGACACACAGUGGGGUGCCACAAUGAGAAGGGCGACUAAUUCUCCUGACAAGAAGACCAAAUUGGAAGCUCGACUUGACAAGUUGAGCACUUGCAUACACACUGUAGGGCUUCUAAUCACUAUCCUCAUGCUUGUAGUGUUGUUCCUGCGAUUUGUAUUGAGAAAAAUAGAUGAUGAGAAUGGGUUCAGACCAGAAUCAAAGGGGGAACCAACUGCAACAAGGACGAUUAUAAACGCCAUAAAGAAGAUUAUCGUAGAACAAAAGGGGACAGCAAGAGCUUUGACAACUUUAUUGAGCGUGUCACUUGUGGGGAUAAUGGAAGGCCUACCCUUUGUUGUUUCAUUGGCGAUCACUUAUUGGAAUCACAAGACAAUGUCGGAUAAGGCCACAGAACAGGAAUUUCUAGCUUGUGUCUCCAUGGCAUCAGUUACGACUAUCUGCACGGAUACCAUCGGUGGCUUGACAGAGCAUUCGAUGGAAGUUGACAAGUUAUUUAUUGGCGAAAAACUCAUCACUGAGAGCUUCUUGAUAUCCCCAUUUGUUUUUGAACUGCUGUCCGAAGGAAUUGGAAUGUCAAUUUUGAUACCUGAGAGUGACUCCAGUGUUAAGGAAUCAGUUCAUUCAUGGGCUGCAGAAAAGCUUGGUAUGCUAAAGGAGACUUUGGAACGACAUUGCACCGUUAUGAACAUUGAAAGAGGACCGGACAGUGAUGAUCAAGAACUUUGUGGAAUGUUGGUGGAGAAAAAUCGAGACGGUAGAAAAGAUAUGUAUUCGCAUUGGAACGGGCCUGGUGCGAAGAUAUUGGCCAUGUGUUCCGAUUACUAUGACUAUAAAGGAGAGAAACAUGCCAUGGAUGAUCAGAAAAGGGUGAUGUUUGAGCGAGUUGAUAAGGAAAUGGUGGGAAAAAAUUGGAAGACAAUUGCAUUUGCUUGCAAAAAAACUGAUGCCCCAACACUUGAAGCAAAUGGCUUAACCUUGCUGGGGUUGCUAGGCCUGAAAAACACAAGUCGAGAGGAUAUAAAGAAAGCCAUCGACACUUCUAAAGCAGCUGGAGUCAAAACCAUAAUAGUCUCAGGACAUGAUGUCUCUGAACUUGAAACCAUAGCCAAUAAGUUCGGGUUACUCAAUUCUGACUCAAAUGAUCUGGCGCUUACAGGUGAAGAGUUUCGAAAUUACAAUGAUGAAGAGAGGAGGGGAGCAAUAGAUAGAGUUCGUGUGAUGGGAAACUCCGAACCAUCUGACAAGCUUCUCCUGGUAAAGUGUUUGAAGGAAAAGGGUGAAGUAGUUGCAUAUGUUGGACAACUAACAAAUGAUGCUCCAGCACUAAAAGAAGCUGACAUAGGACUGACCAUGGGGACUUGGAGCUCAGACAAGGCAAGAGAGAACUCUGAUAUUAUCAUCUGGGAUGGGAAUUUUAGUUUUGUAGUGUAUACAAUCAAGUGUGGGAAAUGUCUUUACGAGAAUAUUCAGAAGUUUAUCCAAGUGGAGCUCAUUAUGACCAUCUCUAGCCUAUUGAUAAACUUUAUAGGGAUAGGAUUUUUGGGAGAUGCCCCAUUGACAACACUCCAAUUGUUCUGGGUGAACCUGGUUGUGGCAUUUGUAGGUGGUUGUGUAGUGCUGACAGGGCCACCAACAGAGAGGCAAAUGAAUAAUCCUCCGCUGAACAAAGCUAAAUCACUCAUAACCAAGGCCAUGUGGAGAAACACAUUGACCCAAGCUUCAUAUCAGAUUGCCACUCUAGUCACUCUUCAACACAAAGGAAAUGCCAUACCGGGCAUCAGUGGCAAUGUUAAAAAAUCCAUGAUCUUCAAUUGCUUUGUUCUCUGCCAGUUUUUCAACCUGUUCACUGCUAGGGAGUUGGAGGAGAUGAAUUUUUUCAGAGGCCUCAAACAAAACCACUGGUUUUGGGUGGCUUUAGGUGUUUUUAUGGUAUUGCAUGUGGGGUUUGUUCUUGUCACCGGAGCUGGUUUAAAGUGGAUACUAUGGCUAGGCUGUUUUUUGAUUGCUGUGGCCUCGCUGCUCAUUGAUUGUGCCGGAAAGCACGUAUCGCAAAUGGUUUUUACCGGAAACAGCUGGUCUAGAAUUAGGUCUAUCUUCGGUAGGAUGUCGAAUCCAUCAUCUCUUCCCUCAGAAUCAGUCCCCAAUCUUCAUCACCCAGUCAUAAACCAAUCUUCCUAA
Molecule: messenger RNA, 3459 nt
Organism: Ilex paraguariensis (yerba mate)
Lineage: Eukaryota; Viridiplantae; Streptophyta; Magnoliopsida; Aquifoliales; Aquifoliaceae
Source: the annotation of a GenBank genome assembly